AUGCCAGGCUUCCUGGUGCACGGACCUCCGGUGAAGCUGUGCAUGGGCCUCGCAUGUGUCCUGUCUGUUUGGAACACUGUGUCUGCUGUUAAAGGAGAAGCCAAAGAGGAAAAGGUCAUGACCUUCCUACCUACGACAGUGUCUGACCUCGGAGGAGCGGAGAGGAAGGAAAAGGGGGUGGCGUUUCUGGACACCACAGAGCUGCCUGCAAGGUCGGUGGAUCUGUCCGAACUUAACCUGACAGAACUGGUGAAUGGGAUGCUGGGCAGAGCUUUGAAAGGUAGCAAGCAAUUCCUCUCCUUGCUGAGCAUUACUUCCUACAGUUCCUUCGCCUUCCACAAGUUUUCUGUGGCCGUUUACAACAUUUCCAACCUGAAGACCGUGGACCCAACGAAAUUCCCCACGCGGUACUGCUACUGUUUGAGCAACCGGACCAAUGGCUUAUCAGAUUUCACAGCCCUGCUAGUGGAUGUCAUCGGAAAUUCUACCAGCUACCUCACAGAGAUUUUUAAGUCCACCUCCAUCCUCUCAGUGAGUCAAACGAACGCAUCCGACUGCAUCUUCAUCUGUGUGAUGACGGGAAAGUCAGGAAGGAACCUUUCUGAUUUCUGGGAGAUGGCAGAGAAAUCUCCUGUUAUCAAUUACACGUUUACCAGCAGCCUGUCUGGCGUUCUGGCUACCAGGAAGGUGUCCGGAACUCCAUGGGUGACAGCCAAUGGGCAGGCCUGGGCUCCCACAUCGCCUGUGCACAGGGCUCAGACCGUCAGUGAAAAAACACCAGCCGGAUCCCCGUGGGAAAAGCUGUCCUCUACGAGGACAUCAGCUGCUGAGGCCGAGGAGGCCGUGACCACGCGGGGCCCUGCCAGGCCUCCUGCUAGGACAGUGGCCACCCGUGACAGCCCGUCCCAGACCAGCCCAGCCACAGGAACAGUCACCCCGGGCACACAGACUCCGAGUCCAACCAAGGCGCCGGCCCCCAAAUAUCCACAGACAGGUGGUGUCUCUGCAGCGUGGCCAUUUACCCCUGGAGAAGAGCCAGCCCUGGACCCAGGACCCCACCAAGUUCAAGUUUCAAGGUGUCCUCAGUGGUUCCUCAAAGAGGGGGCCAUGCCGGCAGCUCCUCUCACCCCGGCCUUCCAGAAGCUCAGCCCUUGCCUGAUGGAGCUAUGCCGCUUUUUCCAGCAAUGCCUCUGCCCGAGUCAGAGGAGGGACCCCAGGAUGGAGGCCACGAGGUCCUGUCUUGAAUACUAUUCCUGGUUUCUGAAGAAUGCGACAUACAUCUGUUGGAAGGCGAAGAGGGUGUCACACUCACACACCUUGAAACAAAGAUGCCUUGAGAACAUAUGCAAGUCUGUGUGA
This is a messenger RNA of Pteropus alecto (black flying fox), 1359 nucleotides long. RefSeq names its product HERV-H LTR-associating 1 (gene HHLA1). NCBI's taxonomy places the organism in Eukaryota, Metazoa, Chordata, Mammalia, Chiroptera, Pteropodidae. The record is from RefSeq and is a predicted model, not a curated record. The transcript has 15 exons. Bases 1 to 1359 code for a protein of 452 amino acids.